This is a messenger RNA of Xyrauchen texanus (razorback sucker), 6042 nucleotides long. Its product is annotated as zinc finger protein 148. Gene Ontology annotation, biological process: regulation of transcription by RNA polymerase II. The transcript has 6 exons. Gene Ontology annotation, molecular function: RNA polymerase II cis-regulatory region sequence-specific DNA binding; DNA-binding transcription factor activity, RNA polymerase II-specific. Bases 137 to 2584 code for a protein of 815 amino acids. Lineage: Eukaryota; Metazoa; Chordata; Actinopteri; Cypriniformes; Catostomidae. The record is from RefSeq and is a predicted model, not a curated record.
UUUAGCAUGUUGUUUCUCUCAGUCAGGUUGUUGGAGGGGAAGUGCUGUAAACACAACCGUGUUGACUGCUGUUAGGAAUCCAUAUGUUGGACCGGUCACUUCCUGUAGCUUUUGCUCAACUUAUCAGCUUUCAGCAAUGAACAUUGAUGACAAGCUGGAGGGGAUGCUUAUGAAAUGUGGCCCUGUGGGGCUUCACCACUCAUCCAGAAACUUGGGGCCUUCAAGGGUGGACGGAAGAGGAAGAAGAGGCAGUUUGGAUUUGACACUUGGGGAACGGAGCUUGGCCAAUCAUCCACUUUUGGCAGAGGAUGACGAUGAUGAGGAGGAGGAUGAUGAUGAAGACUUGGCUGGCGGAAGGCUGACCUCACAUAAUCUGAUGUCCCAGGAUGACAUGAUGGUUCAUGAGGAGACAGUGAAAAAUGAUGGGCAGGAUGAAUCCACUUUCUCACAGCAAAUCUCCCAUAAAUUAGACUACACACUCAGUAUGCCAAUACAUAUAAAACAGGAGAUGAAAGUGCCAGAUUCACUGAUUCUAAUGAAGGAGAAGAAGAAACAAGGGAGGGACUCAAAUGACUGUCACAAAAAGAAGAAGAGGAAGCAGCGCUCGCCUGCAAAGGUUUUAUAUAAAGCAUCAGAGAUCCUCUCCAUUAAUGAAGAUGGCUCCCUCGAGCACCAGAAUCCAAAAUCUCAUGUCUGUGAGCACUGCAAUGCAGCUUUUCGGACAAACUACCAUUUACAAAGACAUGUCUUUAUUCACACAGGUGAAAAACCUUACCAGUGCAAUCAGUGUGACAUGCGUUUUAUUCAGAAAUACCUGCUACAGAGACAUGAGAAGAUCCACACAGGAGAAAAACCUUUUCGCUGUGAUGAAUGUGGAAUGAAAUUUAUCCAGAAAUACCACAUGGAGAGACACAAGAGGACACACAGCGGAGAGAAGCCCUACCAGUGUGACUACUGCCAUCAGUAUUUCUCCAGAACUGACCGAGUACUGAAGCACAGACGUAUGUGCCAUGAUAAUAAGGAAAGGAAGUUGCAGAAAGCAGCUGUGAAAGAUGGCCCUUUUCGCAGCCCGGAAAGCUUGGACUUUUCUUUUCCUGCCAAGGAAUGCACACUUCCCAAGAAGAAACGUCAGAAGUCCUCUGAUAAAAGUCGUGUAUCGCUCACAAGUCCCUCCCUUCCGGACAAAGUGGCGGAAGCCGGUAAUGAAGACGAGAAGACAGAAGACAGGCUCGACAAAAGCGAGUGUCUUCCACUUUAUGCAAUAGCCACCAAAGUGAAGGACGAAUAUGUUGUGGCAGAUUAUUCGGUAGAGCUGCCUGAUUCCCUGCCUGGCAACAGGCAUCUUGCGGGGGAAGUAUCUAAUGAUGAGAUCAUCAGUCCUCCAAAAUUAGUGCUGAAGAAAAUUGCCAGCAGGAGAGGUGUGAAACAGCAGCUGCUAGAACAAUCACAAAGUCUCUCUCCCUUGUCUUCAUUUGAAGAAAGCAAAGUAACAAGAUACUCUUUUGAGAUUGUGGAUAAUAAAGGCCUUUUAGAUGUCGAGACCAACCCUGACAUGGAGUCGGUAGAUGCCCUACAAGGAGGACAAGUAAAACCAACCGGAAGCAGCACAAACUAUGACGAUGCCAUGCAGUUUCUCAAGAAGCGGCGAUACCUCCAUGCUGCUAUGGCUAACACUAGCAGAGACUAUGCGCUGAAUGUGAGCAGCAUUGUGUCACAGCCCUCCAUCACUCAGGCAUCUGUAGCGAGUGUCAUCGAUGAGACUAUUCCCACCACAAUCCUCUCCGAGACUCAGACACUGAACGUAGAAAUCAAGUCCAGUAAUGAGAAGAAUGUCCUCCCAGACGAGGUCCUUCAAACAAUUCUCGAACACUACUCCAAUAAGGCCAAUGGGCAAGCGGAGCUUUCCUUCAGUGUGGCGGACACAGAGGUGACAUCCAGCAUCUCCAUCAACUCUUCAGAUGAGAGUAGCCCCACUGAGGCUUUGGGUAGCAGCACACAAGCGCCCCCGGCAGAGAAGGCCAGCCUUCUACAAGAGUACUCCAAGUUUCUCCAGCAAGCACUGGAACGGACCAGUCAGAACGACACCUAUCUAAACAACCAGAGUCUUACUUUUGUAAGUGACAGUAGCAGUCUUUCUGGCCAGCCUUUGUUUUCCACUGAGAAGCAAUUCACAUCCCCAUCCCGGUUCAGGCCGGGCAUGAACUCACCUUUGAGGUCCACUUUGGAGAAACCCAACUUUAGCCUUUUAGUAGAUUCCCAACACUCCUUCUCCUUGUCAGGUGAUGAGACAAACCCUUCCUCUGUUUCACCAACAGACGACUUUCUCGUACAAGUGACCUCGCCUAAAAAGACAGAUGUGCAAAACAUUAGUCAGACAUUUCAGAUUGCCACUUUUGAGCAGAACUUUCGAUCUCAGUUCCCGAGCUCAAGAUCUGGAAUAUCCUCGCAGUUUAGCAUCGCCAGUGGACAAGUUAGCCUGAGAGCACAUGGAGGAACAGACUUUCCAGAGUUUUCUCUUGUUAGUGAAUCAAGAACUCCACUAACUUCAUCACCAGAUGCUACAAGCAGCCAAUCCUUUGGCUAAUCGAGAGCUUUUAAUGUUUUGAAUCAUUUUAAAGGCACUUUAUAUUCAAGGUCUUUGAGUCUGUCAAUAAAGGCAAUGUGAUCUCUGUGCAAAUACUUAUGAUUUUCCAUCUUUAAACAAUCAAGCAUGUGUGGAAAUCAGGAGUAGAGUGAAACCCCACAUUAGAUUUAAUUAUCACAACCCUUUAGUCUGAUUUUGUUUUAAUCUGUCAUAUAUGCUCAACGUGAUCAUACAAUACUAUGACUUUCCAAAUUAGUUAAUUUAUUUGUUAUAGCUUAUGUGUUUUUUAAUAAUCAUAAUUUAAUCAUAUUUUGGUUAAACUGUGCUAACAGCUCAGUUGCACUACAUCACUGUUGUUGUUGUAGUAUACAUUUUGCAGGUCACUGGUGGCUUUACCUAGAGAAAUCUUUACAGAGAUCAUAGUCAUAUUGGCCUCUUGUUAGUGAUCAGUUCUUUUGCUGGAAUUUAUUAACAACAGAUUAAAUAGACUGACAUAAUAAUAAAGCUAUUUAACAAUAUAAACUACCCUAGCAUUACAGUUUGAUGUUUUUUUAUUUUAUAUUUUGGCAAGGUACUUAAAGAACCUCACAAUUGCACCCUCAAUUAAGGCACUUACCUCUAGCUUAGUCCUCUAUGCAAGUGAUAUAAAGCAAGUCACUUUGGUAAAAAAAAAAAAGUGUCUACUGAAUAACCAGUAUAAUUUCACUUGCCCCAUAUUUGCGAGCUAAUUUGUGUGCAAUUUGAAUUAUUUGUUGUGUAUAUAGAUAUACUGUAGUAUGUAUGUAUAUAUCUAUCUAUAUCUAUCUAUCUAUCUAUCUAUAUAUAUAUAGAUAGAUAGAUAUAUAUAUAUAGAUAGAUAUAUAUAUAUAUAGAUAGAUAUGAUUCAGUGAUCACAUGAUUCUUCACAACCUCUCAAUGAGACAGUCCAUUUUGUGUAGAGCCAUCUGCAGGUUUUCUCAUUAUGUGUUCAAACUGACCUAGACCCUAAUAUUAUAUGAUGAGAUUAUAUAAUCCUGAAAUAUUUUUGCACAUUACUCUGAAGGUAGUUGCAUUACAAAAGAAAGAGAUAUUCUAAUACAGAUAAAAAGAUCUACUUAUGUGAAAAUCAGCACAUUUCUAUUUGAUGUAAUGUCUGCCAAGUUAUGCCAAUCAGAUUUUAAGUGUACAUGGCACUUGGUAUUCUGUAGAAGGCAUCUGUAGAGGUUUUGAUUUCACACAUUACUCAUUUGGAGAUGCUGUUUUGGUAAUUGUUUUUGGAAAACACCCCAACAGGUGGUCAUUUGUCAAUUUGUCAUCAAAGAGCCUAACUUGACUCAGUGGUUAUUUCACAACUAGUUUUCAAUUCAUAUUGUAAAUUAAGUGCAUUACAUCACUUUUUUCAUUUGUUCACAGUGUGUUUUUUUUUAUUAUUUGCAGAUGUACAUGAGAUCUGCGAAACAUUGCCCAUUAAAUAGCACUUUGGGCUCAUGAGAAUUUUUUUGGUUGUGGUCUUAAAGCACUUUUUAAUUCACCUUGCAGAUACAUAAUGCACACUUGCAUCUGAGAUAUGAAAUGGAACCGUCUAAUUAUGGGAAGUGGUCUUAAGUGAAAUUAAGGAAGAUGAUUUAAGAAUGUGCUGUAUGGUCUGAUAUCAUAGUUUUAUGCUUGCUUGUUUUAUGCUGUCUCAAAUAUAUUUGUUAGAAAACAUGUUUGUGUAUCAGAUUCAUAUGCUGUUUCUUACUGCAUUAAAUUAGAACUAAAAAAAUAACUUCAUGUUUGGUAACGUUCUAGUGCUAGGAUGUAUAUGCACAAAGCCUUUGUUUAUUGCACAUUUCUCUUUUUUUAUAGCUUAACUAAUUAUGUAAUUUAAAAGCUUUGUUCCUUUUUUCUCUAAUUGUCUAUGGCAAUGUACCUGCUUGUCCAACAAAUGUACCUUGAUUUUAAGCUUAGCUUUUUGUUUUUUAAAAAAAAAUACAAAAAAGAAAGGAUCAUGCCAAUUUGUACAAGAGCAGACCUUUAAGUAUGAUUUUCUUAAUCUGCAUAUUCAAUGUUUUACUUACGGUUCCUUAUAAGUGUGCCUAAACAUUCCUGUAUUGUUCCUUUGUUCUUUAUAGAUGUUGCUAAUAAGGUGUAUAUUUUUAAGCUGUGCAUUUCUCUGUGCACAUUUUUCUUUUGUGUAUAGAAUAUAGAGAGAAAACAACAUGUUUUAUGAAUAUUUGCUGCCAUUUUGGUUUUCUCAUUCCUACGGUCCUUGAUGCCUCUUAGCACAACUGUUGUCACAAAAUCAUAUUUGUGUUCAUGUAUGUACAAUUUAAAAUACUUAUCCUCUCUAUGAAAUGCUUCUUAAUGCUGUUUUAAUUAUUACAAUCUCAUUAUAAUAGACACCUUAUGGAUCUAAUACACCCUAAAAGGAUAUUAUUUAUCAUUUCAGUGUCAUUUAAUGCCUACAGUAUGAAUAUUGAAUGAAUAAUCACUGUUAAAUAUUCUCCAGAAUUGUAUGCAAGUGAAAUUAAAAAUUGAGGAAAGAGCUUGAUGCCUUGUUAAAAGUAAAUGUUUUUUGUAAGCUCAGUUACUGUUGGCAAAAGAUCAUGAUUCAUAACCAUUCACACACAUCAUUGUAGUCCUUCAUUGUUAAUUGGUUAUUUAGAGCAUCAAAGUCCGGUCAGGGUUACUGAUUAUGGAUUAUUGUUAUCUUAGUUUAACUUGAGUGAAAAACAGAUGGUUUUAUUUAGUGACAGCUCUUGAUAAUUUUAGACUUUUAAAGGGAUAAUUCACCUGAAAAUGAAAAUGCUCUCAUCAUUUACUCACUCUCAUGCCAUCCCAGAUGUGUAUGACAUUCUUUCUUCAGCAGAACACAAAUGAUAAUUUUUAAAAGAAUAACUAAACCCAUACAGACUGCAGUGGUUCAAUCCAUAUAUUCUAAAGUGAUGUAAUAGGUGUGGGUGAGAAACUGAUAAAUAUUUAUGCCCUUUUUACUGCAAAUCUAAGGUGGAGAUUCAUAGUAAAAAAGGGCUUAAAUAUUGAUCUGUUUCUCACCUACACCUAUCAUAUUGCUUCAGAAGAAAUUAAUUUAACGGAGUCAUAUGGAUUUUACUUGUAUGCUGCAUUUAUGUACUUUUUGGCCCUUAUGAGUUUUGGUCACCAUUCACUUGCAUUGUGAAGACCAACAGAGCUGAGAUGUUCUUCUAAAACCUUAAUUUAUGGUCUACAGAAGAAUGUCAUACACAACUAGGGUGGCAUAAGGGUGAGUAUAUGAGAGAUAAUUUUUUGUGAACUGUCUCUUUAAUUUCAUUGGAGCAUACAUGUCCUCUUGACUGUUCUUGUAUACUUGUUAUAUUUGUAUAUGUAAUUGAUCCAUUAUUAUUUCCAUAUACUUUAAUGCAAUACUUUGCCUAAGUCAUGGGGGACAGGUUCUAACUGGAUGUUUUUGAUUGCGUGCCUCUGUUGUGUAAUAUUGAAUUGAAUUUCCAAAUACAACA